Molecule: messenger RNA, 742 nt
Organism: Helianthus annuus (common sunflower)
Lineage: Eukaryota; Viridiplantae; Streptophyta; Magnoliopsida; Asterales; Asteraceae
Product: FCS-Like Zinc finger 2
Exons: 2
Coding region: 115-468 (117 amino acids)
Source: RefSeq, a predicted model, not a curated record
ACGUGGUUUACACACCACUUUCUGUACCCUCUCUACUCACCAACUUCUCUUUAUAACCUUCCUAACUCCUCUUCUCUCCACCGCCCAUCGCCACCGUCACCGCCACCUUAAAAUAUGAACUCCACCAUCACAUCAGAAAACCACCACCACCGUUUGAUCUCACGAACAACCACUUAUCCGAGAUCUGGGAUGUUUUCUAAUAGAAAUUUUCAAGAACAACCUUAUUUCUUGGAUGCAUGUUUUCUAUGUAAGAAACCACUUGGUUGUAACACAGACAUCUUCAUGUACAGGGGGGAUCUACCAUUUUGUAGUGUAGAAUGCAGAGAAGAACAAAUUGAAAUUGAUGAAACAAAAGAGAAACAACGAAAUCUGUCUAAAUCAAUCAAAGCAUUGAGGAAGAAAGAAGAGCGAGAGAAAUCUUCUUCCCCAAAAUACCCUUUCCAUUCUGGUGCAGUUGUUGCCGCUUAAUUACUUACUCUAUAUUUAAUUACUAAAUUAGGGAAAGUAAAUACUUUCCUUUUAAAAUAUUAAAGUUAAGUUUGUGAAAAAAAAAAUAUAUGACUUUUGUUAUUUUGUUACUAAACCAUGACAUGAUAUGGUGUACGGUACAACUAUUUGAAGCGUGUGCCAUUGUACAUGUGUGAGUAUAUUUGAUCCACAUUGUACAAGUUAUAAAUACGGUCAGUUUUUAUGUUGACUAUGUAUUUGUGUUAUAAUUAUAGUGACUUUUUUAUUUCAUUUU